Molecule: messenger RNA, 1654 nt
Organism: Aspergillus campestris IBT 28561
Lineage: Eukaryota; Fungi; Ascomycota; Eurotiomycetes; Eurotiales; Aspergillaceae
Product: DnaJ domain protein
Exons: 4
Coding region: 41-1654 (537 amino acids)
Source: RefSeq, a predicted model, not a curated record
CAACCACAACAGAAAAACCAUAGACCAUACCUCCAUAACAAUGACCUCCAUCGCAGUAGUAAACUACUACGAAAUCCUCGGCAUCACCAACGACGCAACCACAAAAGACAUCAACAGCGCCUACAAACGCCUCGCACUGAAGCACCACCCGGACAAAUCAGGCGGAAGUACUGAGUCUAUUGAUGAGUUCCGCAAGAUCCAACAAGCCGUCGAAACCCUCCGCGACCCCCACCGGCGCAGCACCCACGACGCGCACCUCGCCCGCCAACGAAAACUAGACGACCACGUGCUCUUCAGCGCAUCCUACCACGGGUGGCGCCCGCAGAACCCGUUCUGGUACAACAUGCGCAAUAGCAAUGCGCGGUAUAUGUACAGCUAUGCGAAUAGCGUGCAUAUGGAUCCGUUUUCGAAUGAGUCGCUUGAGGAGAGGGAGCGGUGUGAGGCGGAUGUGAGGUUUGGGGAGGAGAUUAGGAGGGAGCAGGAGGUGGAGGAGAGGAGGGCGGAGGAGGAGAGGGUGAGGAGGGAGGAGAUGGAGAGGGAGAGGGAGAGGGAGAGGGAGAGGUUUGGGAGGGCGGGCUUUUGGGGGGGUGGGUUUGGGAGUGCUUACUUUGCUGCUAGCUUUCAAGGUUCUAACUUCAGGGGCUAUGAGGGGGGUGGUUGGCGUGAGCAGAAUGAAGAGGGCUAUACUCAGAUGGAGGAGGAGUUUUAUUAUGGGUGUUGGGAUGGUGAGGAGGAUGAGCAGCACUCUUGCGAUUAUGCUGAAUGGGAUGCAGAGGAUGAACAGGGAGAAGAUCAACAAUUCGAGGAAGGUGACGAAGCCCUGCAUCAUGACAAUGGCAACGAUCAAGAGCAUGAUUGCGAGGUCAUGGAAGAGGGAGUACAGUUGGAUAAGGACGUGAACCUGGAUGAAGAGGUCAAGCCGGACGAAGCCUGCGAUGACAGCUUCAAUCCCGUUACUCCUUCACAGCAGUCCCACGGGCACAACCCAGCUGAGGACUACACACACCAAGAGACCCCUAUCCCUGAAGAGUCCAACGAAUCUGACGAACCCGAAAACAAAGAAAACCAAGGUGGCAUCCCCCUCAGCGAAGCAGACCAGGAGCCCGCCAUCUUCUACGAAUGCUAUAGCGAUGAAGACUCCUUCACAGACGCCCACUCCCAAAUCUCCAGCUCAUUCUCACCCCCCAGAAGCAGCGUACCCCAACCGCCUGAAAGCGAACUCCCACCAGAGACCAACCCCUACCUCGCCCCCUUCAUCCCAUACUUCAACGCCAAGCUCAACCACCCCAGCGGGCGUUACACCCAGGAAGACAUGCACGUCGAAUUUCAAGGCAUCGUCAUGGAAACCUUCUGCGGCUGGCUCGAAGGCGUCCGGCAGACGUUCACCCACGCACAACCCUUGCCUACGCACCAGAGCAAAGAGCAGUGUCUUCAUCUUGGACCGUGGGAGAAGGAAUUUGAGCAUGUCGAGUGUGAGGCUUGUCAUCGGUGGAUGCCGGUCUAUACGUUGACUUGUCCGGGCUGUGGUUGUAAGGCUUGUGUGGGAUCUAGGUACCUAAGUAGCCUGGAGAGACUCAACCUGUCAGAUGGAAGUGUGAUCGCGGAAGAUAGGUACAGAGCUAGCAACAUCCUCUGGUUUGAUAUACCCCAAUAG